Molecule: messenger RNA, 1098 nt
Organism: Pelagomonas calceolata
Lineage: Eukaryota; Pelagophyceae; Pelagomonadales; Pelagomonadaceae
Source: the annotation of a GenBank genome assembly
GUCUGCUCUUUUCCUGCCGUAUCCAGCUCGUCUUGCUGCACAACAGCCGCGCUAUACAGUCAGAAACCGAGACACACACCACUAACAACUUCUGCGCCUUCUGUCGCGCGCGGCUCGGCGGGAUGGGAAAUAGGAGGCUUGGAUCGCGCGCUCUCGCCCAGGUACAGAGGGCCAAGCGUGAUCACAAGCGACGCCACGACACCGUCGACGCCUCGACGGUGGUGGCCGCCGCGCCGCGCGCGAGAAAGCGCGCGAGAAGAUUGGCACAAAAAGACGCCGUCGAGGAGACGGUGCAAGCCGCCGAUCUAGAAUCGCAGCUGAACCUCGCCAAGUGGGUGGACCGCGGCAUUCCUUUAAAGACGCUGGAAGAGGUGAUAGACCCGGAGUCCGAGGAGGAGUUCGCCCUGCUCGCGGCCGCGCUGCGGAGCGGUAAGCCGCUCGCCAAGUUCAGAGAGCAGGUCGAAAGGUCUCGCCGGCGCGUCGAGCGGGACAAGAAGCUGCGCGCGGCCGGCGCCGCGCUGAGGGACAAAGACGGCUUCUCGACGACGUAUGUUCAGCGGGUAUUGAAUGCAGCUGGUGGAGUCACGUUGCGGGAGAUGAAGGUCGUGCAGACGGGCGCGCAAGCUCGAGCGAAGCGAAAGCGCGACCGCGCCGUCGCAGCGCGCCCGGCCAACCUGCGGCCGUCCUACGAGACACAGACGGCGGCGCCGGGCAACAACCCCAGCAUUAAAUCUCGAAAGGGGGAUCGGAGCGGCGGCGUGCGCCUGCACCCGGAGACGAAGCGGCCGCAGGCCGAGAUCAACGCCCAGGCGCAGCGCGUCACAGGACCUUACGCUCGGGGCACGUACCAGAUGAAGAUCCCGAAGAGUCUGUUCAGCAACAAAGCCCUCGCUCGCAUGGGCUUCCGGCCGACGAAGAAGCCGAAGCGGCUCUUCUCCUUCAGCGGCCCCACCGCGAAGGACGACGCGCGGGCCUUCGACAAGAAGCUGAUGGGGUGGCUCAAGAAGUGGAAGAAAGGGGUCGGGUCGCCGCCGCAGCCUUAGUCGGCGCGACCGGGGCGCGUAAUGUGUUAUGCACGUGAUCUCGAAGGGGGAGCGC